GCGCAAGCAUAACGGGGAGCGCAGCGCUGGAACCCCGGGAAAGGACGGUGCUGGAACCGCGUACCGAGCGAAACCCUGGACGGUGGACCGCGUACCUACCGGGCUUUCAGUUUUCCAGCUGUCGUUGGCCAGAGUGCACGUGCGCGCGCCGUUACCGUUCCGACUGCUUUUCUACCGUCAAUCUUGGCAACACUCCUCCCCGGGUACACUUGGGAAAAGCGGGCUGUUUUUCUUGCGUAGCAGUUUGUCGCGACGGAAAGUUGAACGAUCGCUGGAUCGUUUGUGUGGCAGUGCAUCGUUCGGCAGUGUAUGGUUUGGAUUUGCACGUUUGGACGUAUGGAUUAGGAAUAUUUGUAGUGUCGUUUAUGAACCUUGUUUGGUGCAGUGAAAACAUUAAAGUAAAAUAUCUCGGUGGAUAUAACCUACUCAAAGGCGGAAGCGGAGAAGCGUGCUCAAUCGAAAAGAUUAUAACCGUGUAACACUUUGGAUCGUUUACCAACUGCCCUGUGUUUGCGUGUUAAUUUUUUAAACUGUGCGUUUCCAAUCUUACUGACGAGUGAUUACACCUGAAGCAAGAACGUAGUAGUUACUCACCGUGUGUUGAAAGCGUGCGUUGCGUUUUGAUCAGUGCUUGCUAAAGAGAAUAACAAAUUGGUUUGAAAGCUUAUUAUAAAUCCAGUGAUCAACUAACAGCAGAAAUCCUACCAAACCAAUUCUGUGCAAUUUGGUAGAACGAUUGAAAAUCCUCAACUCUGUUUACUAAACUAAACAAGAACUUGCAGCCAUUUUCCCGAGCCGGUGGACUAUUUGUCUUGGAAAAGUGCUUCCUUCGUCCGAUCUCGGAACGAUCUGUCGCUCUCUGGAAGGGGGAGGCCUGUAAAAACCCGAUUCAAGAUACCGGCUCCAGCAUUAUUAUUCCUCCCGCCCAACCAACGUGAAACAAUGUGGAACUGUUGAGACCGGCCUAAAGUGUCUAAGCGUCACCUUUCAACCUCCGUUCCCUUUCGUUUUUGUGCUGCAAAACUGCACCCCAUAAAAGACGCCCCCUGCCGUGGUUCGUGCGACCCCCUGUGUGGCGAAUAUAAUUACCGACUCGUGAAAAGUGUCACUCCGGGUUGCGCAUCGCCCAUCCGAGCAUCCGAUUCCGCAUCCAGGUGCAAAAUGGUGACCUGUCAAAAGUGGUUGGUGCUGGCGGUAAGCUUGCAGCUGCUAGCGCUGGGAACGUGGGCGAUACCAUCGCCCGCCAGCUCGAAGCGGACGGAGGAAGCGGCACCAGCGGCCACCGUGCAGCUGGAUUCGGACACCGGGGACGAUCGUGAGCUGAAGAGCGACGACGACGGGUACGACUUUCUGUCGAUCGAUCAGCUCUUCCUCAACAACCCGCAGUACCGGCAGCUGAUCAGCGAUCUGCAGGCCCACACGUUCGGUAGCAACUGGCGCCGAAAGCGUGAUGUUGCCGAAAACGAACUGCCGGAAGCGUUUCGCAGCGACGAAUCGCUAAGUUCGCCCCGCGCCUCAACCGUACCCUCGACGACGACGACAACGACGACGACGACUACAACGACGGCAAAGUACACGACGAGCGCGGCUGUUGCUUCCAGCACGGCAAACGAACCGCUCGUGACCGAUGUCGGCUCCAACCGGGACAUGGCAGCAGCUUCAUCCACCGCUUCCGAAAUGCCGAAAGCGGCCGCCCUCACAAGCACACCGGCAAAAUCCAAGGAAUCGCCCAAGGAGGCAACAAAACCGUCCACGGCCAGUUCGACCGCGGGAACUAGCACCACUGCAGGCACCACCACCACCACCACCACCGCAGCAUCCUCCUCCGUCACGUCAACGUCCGUGCGGGGAAGCUCGACCGUUGCUACCAGCGCCUCAUACGGUUCGUCCGGUUCCACGGAGGCUCCCGUCGCCCGCAAUGCCACGCUGGAAAUGACGACGGCGGCAGCCCCGAUCCGUGCCAGCACUCCGCGACGUCUGUCGCACAAAAACAGCUCGAACAAAAACAAGAACAAGCUUACGGCCGCCAUGGCUGCGGCUGCCCAGGCCAACAAACCGACGGGCAGCUCGGGCGGCCCCGGACCGAGCACGGUCAACGUGAACAAGGUCAGUGUCAGCAGCAACGCGGUGGCAAGCAGCAGCAAUCAGCUGCCCCAGCAGACCCCACCAGCUGUAACGAUUCCGGCAACGGAAAAUGGUACCGCGUCCGGACCGGCCGGCAACAAUAAAGAUAAGACUGGCCUCGCACCCACCAAGUACCAUUAUUACCCACACAAUCAGCAUAUCUACUUCCUGCCCGAGUGCGCCAUCCAGCAGGUCUGCAAUGCUGUCUACGUGCGUCUGAACUACACCCAGCCACUGUGUGCCUGCCCGCCGAGAUACCGCGAUCCGUGCUCGGCUAGUCUGAACGAGGACGACAACCACACGAUCAAGCUGGUGGGCAAUCAGCAGAAGCGCGCCAUUACGCUGGCGAAGACGUGCGAAAACACGAACGAGCUGCGGGACUGCCGCGCCCCGAAGGACUGGUCCAUCCUAGCGCUCCAGAACACCCGGACGGGCAAGUCGCACUAUCUGGUGAUCUGCAAGUGUCCGCCCCACUAUCGGCUCGAGGGACCGCUGGCGCACGAUCAGCCAACGUACGCCGGGCUGCCCGGUAUCAACGUGUACGGUAUGCUGUGCGUACCGCCGGAAACCUCCAGCUACUACGCCUCGAAGCCGGCGAAGACGCCCGCCAGCAGCACGUACAACAAGUGGAAGGUGCCGUCGCGGCAGCCCGUCUCGUCGUACCGUGCGAACUCUGCCGCCAUCACGGCCGCCACCGAGGACACGCAGACCGAGUCGGUAUCGUUCCGGACGUACCAGAACACCACGGACGGCACAGUGGGCAGCGAAAAUUAAGGGCCAGAGAAUGUUACAACCCGUCAGCAGACAAACACACACACAAAACGACAAAAAAAAACCCUCAUGGGGAAGACGACCACCCUUGUCCGCUUUUAGGGAAGCUAUAGUAAGGGGGUAGCGGAUACACAGGCGACUGUCCAUUCCUUCCAUAUGUUUUCCCCCCCCUUUCUCCAUUAUGAUCAUCCACCUGCAUUAGUUGUAAUACCUUCAUAUACUUUACAUGUAGCUCGCUCCCCACGAAACUGGCCAGCCUGGUUGGGCGGCCCUGGGUUUCGGACCCGCGCUCCCUUUAUUUAUUUAUUGAUCAAUACGAUUACUAGCUGUACGGAUAUUCCACGUGUCUGCGGCCACGUCCAGUAGUGUUACAAACCUAGCCGCACUUUUAAUCCGCGCAAAUCGCCAAGCCGCUACAUACGAAAACAGUUACACAUCGGGCGCAUAAAACGGUUCCGGAUCGCGACCACGCACCGGGCCGACGCCAUCCGGGAAUCGUUUUAUC
Messenger RNA from Anopheles coluzzii, 3400 nucleotides. RefSeq lists its product as uncharacterized. NCBI's taxonomy places the organism in Eukaryota, Metazoa, Arthropoda, Insecta, Diptera, Culicidae. The transcript has 6 exons. The record is from RefSeq and is a predicted model, not a curated record. The coding region runs from base 1162 to 2898 and encodes 578 amino acids.